AUGGGGGGAUCUCUUACUCUGGUCCUAAGGCUCCGAGCUGGUGCAGAGGUCACCGCUGGACUAUCAGGACUAGUGGACAUGAUUGACACCUUUGACCGUCCUGGUAGGGCCUUUGCUUGUGACACCUAUGCAGGUACAUCUACAUAUGCUCAUGGACUGGAGAACAAAACUGGAAAGCGCAUUCCCAAAGCAGGAAUAUGUGCUGAGGCCGGAGUGGGCCGCGCUAAAGCUGAAUGGAGCAUCUGUGAGGCUGAGGCUAAAGGCCCAAACGCCGCAGCAGGUCUGGGAGCGUCCGCAGGGACGCUGAGUGCUUCAGCGUUUGCCAGAGCGGAGGUGGCCAGUGCCUCGGCCUCUGCCGGGCCAGUGACAGCUAAAGUGGGUCUGUCAGUCGACACGGGGGCAGAGAUCGGUCUGACGGGCGUGGAGGCUAAGGUGCUGGGAACCGGCUUUUCCUUUGGUCGCAAGAUGGGCGUCUCGCUGUUUGGCAACGAAUUCAGUUUCAAGCUGUGGUAG
Menidia menidia (Atlantic silverside) is the source of this 513-nucleotide messenger RNA. NCBI's taxonomy places the organism in Eukaryota, Metazoa, Chordata, Actinopteri, Atheriniformes, Atherinopsidae. The record is from the annotation of a GenBank genome assembly.